Bactrocera latifrons is the source of this 2119-nucleotide messenger RNA. RefSeq names its product protein fem-1 homolog CG6966 (gene m-cup). Gene Ontology annotation, molecular function: protein binding. The record is from RefSeq and is a predicted model, not a curated record. Gene Ontology annotation, biological process: ubiquitin-dependent protein catabolic process. Lineage: Eukaryota; Metazoa; Arthropoda; Insecta; Diptera; Tephritidae. Gene Ontology annotation, cellular component: ubiquitin ligase complex. Bases 326 to 2119 code for a protein of 597 amino acids. The transcript is spliced from 8 exons.
GUUUACUGGUAGCACUUUCAGUUUACUUGUAUUCAUUGCGAGACGAAAGCAAAAYAAACGAUUUUUUCUGUCAAGUAAUUUAACAAUUCUAUUUUUAUUUACACCAUAAAUUUAAAAGUAUUGAAGUGAGUUUUGCAAUCUAAACAUAAAAAGUGUGCAUAGUGCGAAAGCAUACGAGUAAAUCAAAUAUUAGCUUAUAAAAACUUAAAAUUUCAAGUUAUAAGUAAGGAGAAGGAAAAAAAGAAAUUACAUCAACGAUAAAAUAUACAAAAAAUAGAGGUUAUUUAAAGACGAAACAGCUGGAGGCCGAAAACUAGGCGCAGUAAUGAGUAGUGGUAGUGSGAAUUCUGAACGCGCCACCACGGGACAAAAUUCGAAGACUGAUGGAAAUGCUGUGGACCGAGUUAAUGGAUGGCUAUCUUUUAUUGUACCCAGCAUGCAGAGGAAAAUCACUAAACUAAACUAUGACUUAAUAGAGGAAUGUAAACGGUGUAAGGAAGACUCGAAUUUAACAAAAAGCAUACGGGAUGAACUUGAAAGCUACUGCCGUGACAUACGACGGGAAGUCGUUAAGAAAAUGCGAAAUGGUUGUGCUCCACUCUUUAUCGCCUGCAAACGGGGUUGUGUGACGAUUGCGGAAUACUUAGUCACUGUAUGUGAAGCAGAUAUUGAACAGCGCGGCUUAUAUGAGGUACCUGAAGAUCAUACCUUUCAUUAUGUAACGCCGCUUUGGUGCGCUGUAGUGUCUGGAAAAUUGCCGAUGGUCAAAUAUUUAAUACGCAUUGGCUGUGAUAUAAAUGCAACCUCAGAUUCAGGUUCAACGCCGGUACGCAGCGCUUGUUUUAUGACACAUGUCGAGAUCGUACAAUAUUUGGUUGAGGCUGGCGCCGAUAUCCAAAAAUCCAACAUUAACGGUGGCACAUGUCUGAUUAAUUCCGUGCAAUCACCACAAUUAUGUUUAUAUUUAUUGAAAAAAGGCGCUGAUGUCAACGCCAAAGAUAUACAAGAGAAGACUGCCCUACAUUAUGCCAUACAGGAACAUAGAUUAGAAACUACCAAGUUAUUAUUGGAACAUGGAGCCGAYCCAUAUGUGAAGAGUCGCUACGGUGAUGAUGCCAUGCGCACCGCUUGCAUUAAAGGAGCAAGUCAAAUUUUCGAUUAUUUGAAAACACAUUUAGAAUACUCACCUAAACGCAUGGCCGGGGCUCACGAACUGAUCGAAAAACGACCAAUGGUGCCACUGCGUCCAGCCUAUGGUAAUGCCAUUGAGUUUACAACACURGAAGAGCUCGACAAUAUUGCUACCGAUGUGGAUGCAAUGCGUAUUCAAAGUUUGUUGAUAUGUGAGCGUAUACUUGGCUUAACGCACAAAGAUAUGCUCUUCCGUUUAACAUUUCGUGGCGCCUCAUAUGCGGACUCACUGCAACUACAACGAUGUAUCGAUUUGUGGCGCCUCUUGCUAGAAGUACGUGUUACGCAUUUCUCAAUACUACAUUUCGAUACGUGUUAUGCCGCCCAAACAUUAGUACGUCUAAUGAUCGAUUUGCAUGAACGUUAUUUGCGUAAUGUCGAGCUAGAGCAUCGCGAAGUAGACAUACGUGAAUUCUUUGACGAAGAAUUUGAGGAUGAUGCGGGAAAAGAUGAGCAUUUGCCAGUUUUCGAAGAUGUAAUUGGUGUUUUCCGCCUACUAAGUGGUACCGUAACCGAGGCACAACAGCUGUUGAAGAUACGGCCGGUUUAUCGUAAACAGCAAGAAAAUUUCGAUCGCAUAUUAAAAUGCAUAGCUCAUUUGAUUUACCUUUUAAUUGGUACUUCGGAUACAGCUGAAAAAAGAAAAGAUGUCUAUUAUGCUGUMUACGAUUUGGUGCAUACGAGGGUGCGUAGCGCAUGCACUUACGAUACGUUGCUGCAUUUGUGCGUGUCGCGAUUGAAUGUCAUCAAGAGCGGUUACUUAAGUGAUGAGAACCACUUAAACAUUGUAUUUCCCAACGAUAUGGUUGUUAAACUAUUACUAGAUUGCGGUAUGAAUGUGAAUGCUAAAAACGAGGCCAAAUCAACGGCCUUACAUGUUGCUGUACAACCUUAUAAUUAUAGCAAUAGAACCAAUGCAGGUCUUUAA